Gadus morhua (Atlantic cod) is the source of this 3060-nucleotide messenger RNA. It is a transcript of the gene vamp1b, whose product is annotated as vesicle associated membrane protein 1b. The transcript is spliced from 6 exons. Bases 558 to 911 code for a protein of 117 amino acids. The record is from RefSeq and is a predicted model, not a curated record. Gene Ontology annotation, biological process: vesicle-mediated transport. Gene Ontology annotation, cellular component: membrane. Lineage: Eukaryota; Metazoa; Chordata; Actinopteri; Gadiformes; Gadidae.
ACCAGCGUUCCUAGUCCAAGUGGAGGGAGCCACCGGAGCGUCGCAUCAUUGCAGUAGAGUGCCGUAACCCACCGGAGAGCCCGAACUACCGCACUUCACCGCCAAAAAACACCGCGUUCGCCUGGAGAGGGAGGUAGACAGCAGUGGUUGAUAUUAAAGAGGUUAAGACGACAUUUUCCCUUUAAUGGCUCAUUUUGAAAUCGUAAGCGUUUAAUGGGCCAGUGCUGAGAUUAAGAGGAGGCAACUCGCACGACGUCAAAGGCGUGUUUUUUUUUCAUUCAGUUUGGAGCAUCUUUGAGGACCGCAUCAUCCUUUGGAAUAUCGGCUUCUCGAAAAGCUUACACCUUUCCACCUGCUUCUUGGAUAUAUUUAAUGGAUUACAUGAUACAAGUACUUUUCUCUUGAGAUUGCAUUGCCCGGUUCACUUUGUGGUCCCGCUGUGGUGCGUUGAGUGAGUUAUUGCCCUCGUCCUGCGACCCUGGUCUCUGCGCCCCAUCACCCCUCCUCCUCCUCCUCUUCAUCGCUGAGUGAGUCAGUUCGAAACAGCUGCAUUGAAAAUGUCCGCCCCAGAUGCUGCCGCCGCCGGACCCCCUGGGGCUCCAGGUCCUGAUGGGGCCCCACCAGGCCCCCCCAACACCUCCAGCAACCGCAGACUACAACAGACACAGACCCAAGUCGACGAGGUGGUGGACAUCAUGCGGGUGAACGUGGACAAGGUGCUGGAGAGGGAUCAGAAGCUGUCAGAGCUGGACGACCGGGCCGACGCGCUGCAGGCAGGGGCCUCCCAGUUUGAAAGCUGCGCCGCCAAGCUUAAGAACAAGUACUGGUGGAAGAACUGCAAGAUGAUGAUCAUGAUGGGAAUUAUUGGAGUCAUUGUGGUUGGAAUACUUUUCUUGUACUUCUUCUACUGAGCUCUCGUCCGAUCACCUAGAGACGGACUAACGGACGACGUAAGAUGAGGGAAGAGAGAGAGAGAAAAAAAAAAGACAAGUCCAAGCGCCAAAUCUACUCCUCCUUUUUUCUCCUUCUCCUCCCUCUCUUCACAGUCUUCCAUCCCACACCCUGCAUUCAUACACCCACGAAGUAUGUCCCACCUGUCUCUCUCUCUCUUUCUCUCUCUUCUCUCCUACGGUUUUGACAUGGACCCUCGAUCACAUUCUCCUAUCUUCUCUGCAUAUAAUGCAUUAUUGAAGAGCGUAGCUCAAAGGAAGGAAAGGAGGAAGAGAGGGGAAGAAAGUGAUGGUAGGAGAGAGAUAGAUGGAGAGAAAUGACGGGAUAGAGAGAGAUGGCGGGAUAGAGAGAGAAAGAGAGAGAGAGAGAGAGAAAGAGAGAGAGAGAGAGAGAGAGAGAGAGAGAGAGAGAGAGAGAGAGAGAGAGAGAGAGAGAGAGAGAGAGAGAGAGAGAGAGAGAAACAAAGAUAGUAGGGAGAGGUUAAAGGCGCUCAUGGGAAGGGGUCCAAGAAGAGAAGACAGACCUUGCUCUCUGGGGGAACGUCAGCAUAGGGCAGGAGAAAGAGACACAGGAUAGCCCACAGAAGUCCUGUCUGUCCCUCAUAUGCCACAGCUUGUUUAUUCAACCAUUUUCAGUGUCUGACAUUUGUAAAUUAAUACUGACAUGCCUAACUGACAUUGUCCCCACCCACCCCCGACCCUACCGAUAACAACCAUAAAUACUUACUAAUACAAGUUCAUGGUUAGAUUAAGAUUAGGAUAAUUUUUUGCUGUGCGUGUAUGUGUGUGUGUAUUUGUGAUUCAAGGCGCUGUAGCUAAUAGUUUUUUUUGUUGGUGAUUCAUCAUAUAGAUCCGUCAUUUAUUUGUUUAUUUAAUUUCCUGUGCUUAGUGUCUUUCAUAAUUUCUGAAUGGCUUUAUGUUAAUAAUAACAAAUAAGAUUAAGUGACCAGUAAAGAUGAGGCGGUGCGUGUGUGUGUGUGUGUGUGUGUGUGUGUGUGUGUGUGUACUCUUGUGUGUGUGUGUUUGUGCAUGUGGGUGUGUGUAUAAUGAAAAGACAAAAGUAAUUAAGGUUUAGAAAGACCAUAGUGACAUAUUUUAUUUUCUCCUUCCCAUAUAGUUAAAACUUAAUUUUGAUGUAAACUAAAGCAAUUUUAGAUUGAAAAAAAAUAAAGAAACCUCUAUGAAGCUGCUAUUUCUCGAGUCAGCUCUCCUGAGUCCUGUUGGAAGAGAUCUGCAAACAUGAUGGGCAGGGGGCACAGAAAAAAAGAUUUAAAUAAAUGAAUCAUCAGUAAAAAACGACAAUCUUUCUAACCAGGACUGCUUCGACUUGUGAAGAAAGGUCUCGCAACAUUUACAGCCAUAGCCCGAUCUUAACCCUGUGUUUGUACUGCAGUCGCUCAGAACUUUGUGUCCACUUGUUGUUCACCCUUUGACUCUGCCCCUCCUCCUCUCUGACCCCCUCCACACCAGACACACACCUUGUCACCGAGAGAAAAGGCCGAAGUGAGGUGCUCGUUUCCAACUUGCAUGGCAAGGGUGUCCAUAGUUGUGUGUAUGUGUGUGUGUGACCUGUAUAUCUGCCAUUUCUGAAACGAACUGCCGAUUUAUUUAAUUUCAGUUUGGUAGUUGUUUAAAGGACCUGUGUAUAAAUGUAUCUUUGAUCUAGGUAUUAUUAAUGCGAAUGCAAUGCCAUGAUGCUCCAUAGUUAGGACAAUGUUUGUUUAAUUCACUUGUGUUUUGAGGGGGAAAAAUACAAUUAGUAUAGGGAAAGGAAAUCAAGUGAUACAAUACAACACUGGUUUAGGUCUUCAAAGGAGUCUGGUCAGCUUGGUCACUUCCUGCUACCGAAAGCUGGCUCAAGGUUGUUGGAGGUUUUUUAAUGGUUGUCAGAAAUAACGGAAAGCCAGAUAUCUUUUCCCAAGACUGAUUUUGAAGUGUAAAAAAAAAGCUAAACCUAGUGUUCAUCACAAUUACCUAGUGAUAAUGUACAACACUAUAACUGGGUUAUUACCAUUGAAAUGCAGUGAGAGAUGCAAUUGGAAAUUGAUAAUUCUGUAAAAUUGCAUGCUUACCACUUUUGCUGAUGCCAAUAAAGAACUCAUCAAUAGAA